Messenger RNA from Oryctolagus cuniculus (rabbit), 3338 nucleotides. RefSeq names its product MyoD family inhibitor domain containing (gene MDFIC). Gene Ontology annotation, biological process: negative regulation of DNA-templated transcription; positive regulation of viral transcription. NCBI's taxonomy places the organism in Eukaryota, Metazoa, Chordata, Mammalia, Lagomorpha, Leporidae. Gene Ontology annotation, cellular component: nucleus; cytoplasm. The record is from RefSeq and is a predicted model, not a curated record. Gene Ontology annotation, molecular function: transcription factor binding.
GGGGAGGGACGCGCAGGGGCGGCUGCCGCAGCCCUCAGGCCACGGGGCGCGAUGCGGCCACGCUAACUUUGCCGGACGGAAGAGGAGGAGGAAGGGGGCUUUGAGCGACCGGGGCGUGGGGGCGGGGGGAUGCUGAGAACCAGUCAGGUCCUUGCGCCCGACACGUCCCGAGCCUUCCCCGGUGCGCCCCGCGGGGCGGCGAGCUAGGCGGCGGCGGCGGCGCGGGCUCGGCGCAGCGGCCCAUGUCCGGCGCGGGCGAAGCUCUGGCUCCCGGGCCCGCGGGGCCGCAGCGCUCGGCCGAGGCGGGCGGCGGCCGGCAGGGCUCCCCGGCCCACGAAAAAUGUGAUAAAGACAAUACUGAGAAAGAUAAAAAUGAAGCUACUAACAGCCGUUUCACACAUGGAGAGAUGCAAGACCAGUCCAUUUGGAGAACUCCUUCAGGUGGUGAACUCAUCAGAACCCAACCUCAGCGCUUACCGCAGCUUCAACCUUCCGCACAGGAACCAAGUGAGGAGGAACUUGGCAAGAUAAGGAACGGUGGCCACACAGGUCUGAGCAAUGGAGGUGGAAUUCACCACGGGGCCAAACAUGUAUCUGCAGAUAAUCGCAAACUUUCAGCACCUGUUUCUCAAAAGAUGCAUAGAAAAAUUCAAUCCAGCUUGUCUGUAAACAGCGAUAUCAGUAAGAAGAGCAAAGUAAAUGCUGUCUUCUCCCAAAAGACAGGCUCUUCACCUGAAGAUUGUUGUGUCCACUGUAUCCUGGCGUGCUUGUUCUGUGAAUUCCUGACCCUCUGCAAUAUUGUCCUUGGACAAGCCUCGUGUGGCAUCUGCACCUCGGAAGCCUGCUGCUGCUGCUGUGGGGACGAAAUGGGGGAUGACUGUAACUGCCCUUGCGACAUGGAUUGUGGCAUCAUGGAUGCCUGUUGUGAAUCAUCAGACUGUUUGGAAAUCUGUAUGGAAUGCUGUGGAAUUUGUUUUCCUUCGUAAAUAUUUAUCUUUUGUUUGUGUUAAAACUGGAGAACAUUUUAAACUUUCUUGUAAGGGGGAAGAGAGACACAUGGUAAGACUUUCAUGCAGCAACCCAGUAUUUGCACUGUUAACUCAUUAUUUUAAGUAGUCUCUGAAAGCCUGUUCUCUCACCAAAUCUAUGUGGUUUAAUAUGUGAAAGUUCCUAACUACUUCUUUUAACUACUUCUUUGCUCCCUGUAUAUUAUUUCUCAGUGGGUAUUUAAGCUGGACAGUUUAUUUUUGAUGUUUAACUAGUAGUGGUUAAAAGUAAGCAUCCUUUGUUUUAAAGUAACUUUGAAAAACAAACCCACACAAUACUUGGGCACCCAGUGUUGCUCUCCGGGCUCUCUUCUCUGUCUUCCCCACCUGUCCCACAGACCCGAAGGCCUACUGUGUGUGCUUCCCUCACACACUGCAGAAAUGGCUGUCGUUUCUCUGCUGUCCACAGGGGUGUGCAGUUCAGCAGAGGAAAGGCGCCCUAAAGAAUGAACCACAGCACAAGGCACACUGAAGUGAGGGUGAUGAGAGGGAACUCCGAGGGCGCUAGGAAUACCCAGAGAAGAGCUGCCAGGAUAUUCAGGAAGGCUUUAGGGGAGAUGUGGCAUUUGAAGAGACUUCUUGCAAAAAAAAAUGUGUGAGUCAUCUGCUUCUUGAAUGAGUUCUUUAGAUUUAGGGCAAAGUGUUAGGUGGACAGCUUGAACUGUGUGUGCCCUCAUCCAUUUAAAAGAAAAAUGCCUUCAGCAUACAUUUUUUUUUUAGUUGCACGAAAACAUCCUUUUUUAAAACUAUUAAAAUUUAAAUUGUCUCAAGUUAUUCAUUUUCUUACACAAGAUUGAAAUGUUAUUAUAAGAUUUUGGAUGAAAAGAUAAUACCUAAUUAAGAUAUCUUUAUUUUUUAAGGAAUAGAGUACUUCUGCCAAAUUUAAAUUAGGAGGUAUUUUAUAUUAAAAUCUCAGUCUUACAAUUUUGUUUUCCUAAAAUGUUUCCUAUUAUUUGAAGAGCUUUCAGUCUGUUGGAGAGAGGUUGUUGUUUGUCUUGAUUGUUUUUCUUAGCCAGUGUUGUAUUUUAUGAAUACAAACCAUUCCUUCCAGUGCAUUGGGAAUCUAGAUAUCUACUAUGACCAAAUUUCAGGAUUGCACUUUUAUGUUAGAUUAAGCCAAUAUGUCAUGUUAUGAAGAUCCUUAAGUAUUUUUAAAAAGUCAAUUACAAGACUAAUUAUGAGUUACUGAGACAUGAAACUGUGUAGGUCAGAUGAAAAGGGGAGUAAGUUUCCAUACUCUUUGCUCUCCUUCUGAGUUCAGUCACUCCAAAAUUGUACUUCAGUUCGACUUCAUGUAAUUCCUUGGAGAAGUUUUACAAAUGUCCUUUACGAUUAAUGGUUAUUUUCGGCUCCUCUGUCCAAAAUCAAAUUGUUAAUAACAGCAAAAUUAUAUUUUUCAGAAAUCUUUAACAAAACUAUCCAUUUUAUGAGAGUUUUUUAAACUGAAGUAUGGGAAUGUCAAAUAUGGUUCUUUUCUUUGAAAUAAAACCUAGUUUCUAGUUAUGUGAAUAUAAUUACUAUAAAGGUUCAAAAAGAAAAAAAAGUUAGCAAAUUCUUGAAUCCUCCUUUGCAUGCUAUUUACACACAGACACACAUGCACACAUACACAUAUGUAUACCUUUAAAUUGUUGAGUUUAAAUAGAAUUCUCAUAAACAGCUGUCUUCCUUUUCCUCCCCUCAUAUGCACCUUGCAUUUGUACAUCAAAUAUAAGGAAUCCUUUGUCCCAUUUCACAGAUACCAGAAUCUGAAUAUUUACAUAUGCCAGAGGUCAACUCUUGCUUAUGCAUCAGGGUGUAAGAAUAUCAUCUGUUUAUAGACAUAUAAAGUCUCCUAAUGAUCUGGAAUUGUUAAAGAUUUGAGCUUUUAUCCUGCAAAAAUUUUCAACCAAGCGGUUGAUAUUUAAAUGUAUCCUGUUACUAUUUGUGAUGAAAAUAUUAACACAUUUGAAAUAACGUUUCUCUGUAGCAGAGAACAUAAAUGGAUAUCAGAAUUUUAUUUUCAUAUUUAUAUUGUAUUUUUCCUCUGUUGUCUAUGCCAGGCAGUCAUUCCAUAAAUCAUUUUGUAGAGUUUAAAGAAAAAAGAAAAGUAGGCAAAUGUGAAUAUAGUUUCCAUAUAUUUUAGAAUUUCUAUAAGUAAAAUGGUUUGUUGACUUAUAUGGAAAUCAUGACUAAGUGCUAUAAUUUACAGUUAAUAGAUUUGAUCUCUUUUUAAAUGUGGGAACUUAAAUAUUUUUAAACUGGACCUGUGUUAUCCUAAUACACUAUUUUGAAAUAAAACAAAUGACUUCUUUA